Messenger RNA from Chlorella variabilis, 3788 nucleotides. RefSeq lists its product as hypothetical. The transcript is spliced from 38 exons. The coding region runs from base 1762 to 3600 and encodes 612 amino acids. Gene Ontology annotation, biological process: transmembrane transport. NCBI's taxonomy places the organism in Eukaryota, Viridiplantae, Chlorophyta, Trebouxiophyceae, Chlorellales, Chlorellaceae. The record is from RefSeq and is a predicted model, not a curated record. Gene Ontology annotation, molecular function: transmembrane transporter activity. Gene Ontology annotation, cellular component: membrane.
AUGCCCCUUCGGCCAAGCCAUGCGGGCUUUCGUGCGGUUUGUGCGAGUGCAAACGCCGUUGACUGUGUUAGGAACGAGCGAAACGCAGAUCCGACAAUGCAGGCCACCAUGCAGACCUUCAGCCAGACGAUGGCGGCCAGGCCAUGCUGCCGCCCCUUCUCGGCCGCCGCCGCCGGCAGCCGCCGCCCCAUGGGGGUGGUCGCGGGCCUGGCCACCGAGAAGGAGAACCCUUUCGCGGAGGAGCUGAAGGCAACCGCCAAGUACAUCUCGCAGCGCGGCCGCGGCAUCCUCGCCAGCGACGAGUCCAAUGCCACCACUGGCAAGCGGCUGGAGAGCGUGGAAGUGGAGAACACAGAGGAGAACCGGCGCGACUGGCGCCAGCUGCUGUACACCGCCCCCGGGCUUGGCCAGUACAUCUCUGGUGCCAUCAUGUUUGAGGAGACUCUCUACCAGAAGGGGCGGGAUGGCACCCAGUUUGUGGACGUGCUCAAGGCCCAGGGCAUCCUGCCCGGCAUCAAGGUUGACACCGGCCUGCAGGUGCUGCCCGGCACCGACGGCGAGACGUCCACACAAGGGCUGGACAACCUGGGCGCCCGCUGCGAGGCGUAUUACAAGCAGGGAGCCCGCUUCGCCAAGUGGCGCGCUGUGCUGAAGAUUUCAGAGGGCGAGGGCCCCUCCAGCCAGGCCAUCCUGGAGAACGCGCACGGCCUGGCCCGCUACGCCCAGAUCGCCCAGCACAACGGGCUGGUGCCCAUUGUGGAGCCUGAGGUGACGCUGGGCCCCGGUGCUUACAGCGUUGAGGAGACGGCCUACUGGAGUGAGCGGGUGUACAGCCACGUGAUGCGGCUGCUGAAUGAGUAUGACGUGAUGCUGGAGGGAAUCCUGCUGAAGCCCAACAUGUGCCUGCCCGGCCUUGACGCGCCCCCCGCUUCCCCCGCCGAGGUCGCCAAGUACACGACGCGCACCAUGCUGCGCACCAUCCCCGCCGCCGUCCCCGGCAUCCAUUUCCUGUCUGGCGGCAUGAGCGAGGAGGAAAGCACGCUGAACCUGCAGGCGCUGCAGGAGGCCUGCCCCAACGCGCCCUGGAGCCUCACCUUCAGCUACGGCCGCGCGCUGCAGUCCGCCACGCUCAAGGCGUGGGCCGGCAAGGAGGAGAACUGGGACAAGGCGCAGGCGAUCCUGACGGCGCUUGCCAAGGCCAACUCGGAGGCGCAGCUGGGCAAGUUCAAGGGCCCGCACCCCGUCCCGGGCGGCGGCCGCAUUCUGCAGGCGCUGCGCUUUGGUGGCGCUGGCAAGCGAAGCCCCCAGAAAGCUGGCGCUUGUUUAACACUAUGGAAUGAAGUUCCUGAGGAGAAUUGGCCAUUGCUCCUCAAAAUAAUGGCGACGCCAGCCAGGGGGGCUGGCAACGCGCUGGCGAUGACGCCCCGCCGCCUGCCCUCAUUUAGCCAGCUCUGGCUGGCGAUGGGCCAGCCAGAGCCGUUUUUUUGCGAUGGGCCAGCCAGAGCCGUUUUUGGGCCCGAAUUCGCCAGCAUUUGGCGAAUUCGCUGCAGCUCGAGGCAGGGUGCCACCGCCAGGUGGCGGCCGGCCAACAGGGCUUUUGGAAUCAUGGAAUCUAUUGUCGCGGGCUUUUUAGAGCGUUUGUUAUUCCUGCAACUCCCUGGAGGUCGUUAUUGAAGCUUGCAGGACGCCAGCAAGCGUUUGAGCAAAACCUCGCCCGUUCAGGUCGCGGACCUCCUCUUGAGCACCGCAGGCCAGGGAAGCAUGCCAGCCACUCCAGAGGAGCAUGCUGGGACGGAUGCCGCGCCCAACGGAACGAGCGCCACCGCCCCUGCCGCCGCCAACGAGGCCGCCGCCAUAGAUGAGGACGCCCUGGAGCGGAAGGUGUCCCAGUUCAAUUCCGUCCACUCAGGGCUGGAGGUGGACCAUGCCGGCGACGAGAGCCUGGAGAAGGUGUCAUCCAAGAAGCUCGCAAAGGAUGCAUUUGAUGUGGAGAACCUGGGCGAUGAGCUGCGCGCGCUGAGCGAGCGGCACAGCGUUGAGGAGGUUAGGGUGCUGUCCCGCCUCAUGUCGGCCGACCACAACCUCGCGCCGCCCAAGCCCCCCGCGACAUGCAACCCACUGCUGCUGGCCUGGCGGUGGUGGGUCGCCUUCCUGCUGCCGGGCAUGGGCAUGUUCAGCGAAGCCUACUUCAUUUUCGCGAUCGGCAACAUUGAGCCGCUGCUGGCCAUCCAGUAUCCCAACUGCUUUGGCGACGAGGAGCCUCCCGAUUGCAACCAGACCACAGAGAACAACAUUCAGAAUAUCGAGAUCAGCGCCAUCAUCGUGGGCAUGCUGACGUUUGGGUUCAUUGCCGACGUCAUCGGCCGCAAGUGGGGCAGCAGGUUCACAAUGGCCAUCAUGUUUGUGGGGGCCUGCCUGCUGACUGGCGCCUACGGGCCCAAUGCCCAGGUCUUCCUCUCCGUCUUCUGCUUCUCCCUCUUCUUCUACGCCUGUGGUGUGGGUGGCGAGUACCCACUUUCCUCCAGCUCGGCGGCAGAGCGGGCUGAGGCAGAUCCGGAGCUGCGGCACCGCCGCGGCGAGGUCAUCCUGCUGCUGCUGGCCAUGCUGGGGGCAACAGAAACAGUGAGCGCCCACGACGCUGAGCUGACGUGGCGGCUGCAGUUUGGCGUGGGCGCCGUCAUCUGCUUCGUCGUAACCGCGUACCGCUGGCUGUACCUCGAGGAGUCUGAGGUGUGGAAGGCGGAGCACGAGAGCGUGCAGAAGGAGCUGGUUGAGGAGCAAGACGAGGCAGCGCUGGCAGGCAAGCGGUCGUGGCGGGAACACCUGGUUAUCUUCAAGUUCUACUGGCCCCGCCUCUUCAUCACAUGCAUGGGCUGGGUGGCUGACGACUUUGCGUUUUACGGGAACAAGCUGUUCCAGUCCCAGUUCAUCGCAGUCAUCUCUCCCGGCGCCUCGCGCUUCGUAUCCAUGCAGUGGACUCUGCUCAAUUCAGGCGUAUCCCUGUGUGGUUACUAUGCUGCCGCCUACACGAUUGAUAAGAAGUGGAUGGGGCGCAAGCGGCUGCAGGCUAUGGGGUUCCUGAUGAUGUUUUUUCUGUUCAUUGCCUGCGGCAUCUUCUACAACCAACUCCUCGACAACGCCAUCCAGGUGUUUCAGACCCUCUACUUCCUGUCUUCCUUCUUCAACCAGUUUGGCCCCAACUGCACCUCCUUCCUUGUGGCGGGCGAGGUGUACCCCACAGACGUGCGCGCUUUCUUCCACGGCAUCUCGGCCUCCGCCGGCAAGCUGGGCGCCAUCCUGGCCGCCUCGGUCUUCUCUAACGUCUCCACCGUGGCCACCUUCUACGCCUCAGCGGGCGCCGGCAUCGUCGGCGCCGUCAUCACCUGGGUCUUCCUGCCAGACACCACCGGCCUGGAGCUGGCUGAGAUUGACCGGCUGCACCGCUACAUGCUGGCGGGGCAGAUUCAAAACUACCACGGCCCCGCCACCAACCCCAAGCACCUGUCUCUGUACGAGCGCUGGCGCGGUUACGGCGAGUACUACAAUCCCAGGGAGGACGCUCUGCAGCACAGGCUGCAGGAGCUGGCCAAGAACCACUGAGAGCAUGAUCGAACCGGCAACGGGCGUUGCCGAUGGAUGACGCCCGCCUGGCGCCGCCACCCUGGCUCCACCCAGGCCGCGCUCUGGGAAUGUUGCAAUACAUGCUGCGCCUCCCUCACGCUCAUUUUCCAGCAACAUUCGAUAUUUUCUCUAUUUAUGAUUGGGUGUGCUUGUAGCCCGGGGUGCGG